AUGCCGCAGAUGAUGCAGCACGUCCGCAACUAUGCAGACAAGAUCGUCCAAGUGCCACAGAUGGCUGAGUCCAUAUCCGAGGGAACGCUGAAGCAGUGGUCCAAGCAGAUUGGCGAUUUUGUCGAGCAAGACGAAGAGAUCGCGACCAUUGAAACCGACAAGGCAAGCGUCAUCAAGGAAUUCUUGGUCAACGAGGAGGAUACCGUUACUGUCGGUCAAGAUAUCGUCAAGUUGGAGCUUGGCGGCGAAAAGCCUAGCAGCAGCAGCAAGGACCCUAGCGAAGGGAAGACCACAUCAGACAAGCCUGCCGCCGAGCCCGAAUCUCAACCCGAGCCUUCCAAGUCAGAGUCGAAGCCUGAGCCUAAGGAUGAACCUCAGCCUGAAAGCAAGCCAGCUGCUCCUCCAGCGAAAGAGACCAAGGAGACUUCAAAGCCCGUGCCCAGUCCCUCGAAAGAAACUGCUUCAAGCACUGGUCCAAGCCUUGGUAGUCGUGAGGAGCGCCGCGUGAAAAUGAACCGCAUGCGCCUUCGCAUCGCCGAGCGUCUCAAGCAGUCGCAAAACACUGCGGCAUCGCUGACCACAUUCAACGAGGUCGAUAUGUCGUCUCUCAUCGAGUUUCGAAAGCUUUACCGUGACGAUGUGCUCAAGAAAACUGGCGUGAAGCUGGGCUUCAUGAGCGCCUUCUCACGCGCGUGUGUCUUGGCCAUGCGCGAUAUCCCUGCUGUGAACGCGUCCAUCGAGGGACCCAACGGAGGCGACACUAUCGUAUAUCGUGACUAUGUUGACAUAAGUGUCGCUGUGGCCACGGAAAAGGGCCUCGUCACUCCGGUUGUCCGCAACACUGAGUCACUUGACAUGCUGGGCAUCGAGAAGGCGAUCGCUGACAUGGGCAAGAAGGUACAGUUUGGUCUGUUUGGAUCUUUCAGAAACGGGAUGGCUCGAGACAACAAGCUCACGAUCGAAGAUAUGGCUGGUGGCACCUUUACUAUCAGCAAUGGUGGGGUGUUUGGCUCUCUCAUGGGAACCCCGAUCAUCAAUCUUCCUCAGACCGCCGUGCUGGGUCUCCAUGCCGUGAAGGAACGCCCUGUUGCGGUCAAUGGGAAAAUUGAGGUUCGCCCCAUGAUGUAUCUAGCUUUGACCUACGACCACCGGCUUCUGGAUGGAAGGGAAGCUGUUCAAUUCCUUGUAAAGGUGAAGGAGUAUAUUGAAGACCCUCGGCGUAUGCUCUUGUAA
Molecule: messenger RNA, 1233 nt
Organism: Colletotrichum chrysophilum
Lineage: Eukaryota; Fungi; Ascomycota; Sordariomycetes; Glomerellales; Glomerellaceae
Exons: 4
Coding region: 1-1233 (410 amino acids)
Biological process (GO): tricarboxylic acid cycle
Cellular component (GO): oxoglutarate dehydrogenase complex
Molecular function (GO): dihydrolipoyllysine-residue succinyltransferase activity
Source: RefSeq, a predicted model, not a curated record